Molecule: messenger RNA, 1278 nt
Organism: Talaromyces proteolyticus
Lineage: Eukaryota; Fungi; Ascomycota; Eurotiomycetes; Eurotiales; Trichocomaceae
Exons: 2
Coding region: 1-1278 (425 amino acids)
Source: RefSeq, a predicted model, not a curated record
AUGGCAGAUCCAAUUUCUCUUACUGCAGGACUUUUGUCGUUAAUUACAUUUGCGUUUGGGGCAUGUCAGUCACUUUUUCAAGCAGUUGAAGGGUUCCAAAAUCAACCUAAAGACAUAUUCCAACUCAAAAGUCAACUCCAAUCCCUCAAAGAAGUUCUGUCCAAGUUGCUCACCCUUUCAACUGACCCUAAUGCCGAUAAUGAUACUGAUCUAGCUGGGUUGAAACCUCCGCUGCUUGGGUGCGGUGAGGCCUGCAAAGAUUUAGAGACACUCAUCAAGAAAUGCAUCAAACACUCAACGGAGGCUAAACCAAGCGUCCGAGAUUGGGCAAGGUUGAAAGUUCAUGGGGAUCGUAUAAAGAGUGUUCAAACUGCCCUGUCUAUGUACAAAGCGACAAUUGGUUUAGCUGUUGGCGCUGCAACACUACGCACUACCAGAGUUACCAAGCAGGCUUUAGACGAAUAUAAUGCUCUUAUUAUUCGAACAACAAAAGACUUGAAAGAUCACCUGAAUCACGUUGAAAUCCGGCUGCAAAAUUUACCUUUGCAAGAUAUCACUGGCCCUGGUGCAGAAGAGAAUGAGCUACAGAGAUUAUUAAAAGAAAAGCACCGAACGGACCAGUGUCUUCAUAUUUGUCAACAGAUCUCGGAGUCGAUAAACUGUGGACAGUCUGCUCUUGUUAUGAAAGAGUCUUGUCCUCCUGGAAACAUGCACUAUACCGCAACUACGACACUUGAAGAUAGAUCUACUGCAGAUGAAAUGACGUUUCGCUUUCUGAGCAAAUGCUCAAUGAGUACAAGGGAGGCAGAAUUAAAACUUGAACGACGCCUUCAUUUCAUACAGGACAAACUCAAAAGUUUCCCAGCGGAUGUCGUGAAUAAACUUGAUGAAACAAUUACUGAAUGUUGCUAUCAAGAAGGACAGAAAGAUGCUCUUACAGGAUGUUUGUCUAUCUGUGAGGAUGCUGCACGGGUGUCAGACCAAGCUAGAACCAAUGUCUUUGAGGAUAUUUACGCUGCAAAAAAGGCGAAGCAAGUAGUCAUAUCAGACGUGGGAGACCUUAUUUCGGCAAAAAGAGUAAGAGCGGGCCCAAAUUCGAGACAAUACCUUGGGCAGAUAUCAAAUCCGGCGGUACUACAUCUUGACUCGGACGCUGUUGAAGAAGCCAGAGGCCCUUUAUCGAUUUCACGUACAAUUGCGAAGGGAUUCAAUCGUCCAAAUAACCCUAUCAUGUUAUUGUUGCUGGUUAUAUUGGUGACGAUAUUUUGGAAGAUGUAA